GGAAAGAUUUUGGAGAAGACUGGACUCUGCAGUCAAAUCACUUUUGGCCGAUAUGUGCGACAGGGACGGAAACUAGGGGUGGAUCCAAAGCUCUUCAUCCAGGAUCUGCAGUUUAACAGAGUCCCUGUGAGGGUUUAUCAGCCUAAAGCUACCUCUGAUGGGCGGAGGAGAGGUAUCAUCUUCUUUCAUGGAGGAGGCUGGGUAUUUGGAAGUCUUGAUACCUAUGAAAAAGUAUGCCGCUACAUAUCCAGAGAAAGUGAAUCGGUAGUUGUAUCUGUUCAGUAUCGUUUAGCUCCUGAACACAAAUACCCUGCUGCGUAUGAAGACUGUCUUAAUGCCACCGUACACUUUAUGAAGAAUAUGGAGCACUAUGGCGUGGAUCCUGCCAACGUAAUUGUCUGCGGGGACAGUGCUGGGGGCAACCUAGCAGCUGCUGUUAGCCAGACCCUUGCAGGGAGAUCAGACCUCCCCAAACUACGUGCUCAGAUCUUGAUCUACCCAGGCCUUCAGGCACUGGACUUCAAUUUACCAUCUUAUCAUCAAAAUCGAGGAGUCCCUCUUUUAUUCCGAGAACGUGCUGCUUUCUUUGCUUUGCAGUACCUAAAUGGGGAUUCCUUGCAUAUGCAAGAGGUCUUGGAGGGGUCUCAUAUUCCUCCAGAUAUGAGGCUGAAGUACAGGAAGUGGGUGAGUCCAGAUAACAUCCCUGAAAAAUUUAAGGUCAGAGGUGUGAAGCCACUUAGACCCACUGAUUUUAUAGCUGAAGUUUAUGAGACAGUGAAAAGAUUCUGUGAGCCCAACCUGUGUCCACUGUUAGCCGAAGAUGCUGUUGUUCACCAGCUGCCCGAGUCUUUCAUCUUGACUUGUGAAUACGAUGUGCUAAGAGACGAUGGCUUGCUUUACAAGAAGAGAUUGGAGGACAACGGUGUUCGAGUGACCUGGUACCACCUCGAGGAUGGAUUCCAUGGAAUCAUAAGCCUAUAUGAUUAUUGUGGUUUCUCAUUUCCAGCUGGGAAAAGGGGAUUGGACAGCAUUGUUAACUUCCUAAAAAGCUUAUAGUAAAUAUCUUAGAUUCCACGAGUCUAUUCAUGCCUCAACCUAGGAAAAUAUCUUUUUAGGAUAUUUAAUAUCAGGUGAUGGGUAGUCAAUCAAGGGCAGCCAUUAACAACGAUAAACAAGGCUCAUCAGAACCUCAUUCCAGCUGUUAGUUGGAACAUGGUAUAUGCAAACCUUAUACAAGCUUGUACCAUGCUGCAAGCCCUUAUCUUAGCGAUGUCAAUAAAGAAGAGCGUUAUUUUGAAUGGCCACCCUGGUUUGUUCCACUUCAUUAGAAUAAAAUGUGUCUGUCUAUGACAAGAG
Cariama cristata (Red-legged seriema) is the source of this 1356-nucleotide messenger RNA. Its product is annotated as arylacetamide deacetylase-like 4. The record is from RefSeq and is a predicted model, not a curated record. Gene Ontology annotation, cellular component: membrane. NCBI's taxonomy places the organism in Eukaryota, Metazoa, Chordata, Aves, Cariamiformes, Cariamidae. The transcript is spliced from 3 exons. Gene Ontology annotation, molecular function: carboxylic ester hydrolase activity. The annotation marks the transcript as partial.